GGUUAUUUGUAAUAUAAAUGCUUCUUUAUACAAACAUAUUCUUUUUUUUUAUAAAAAUUUAUACAAACAUGUUCCUGAUUAGUAGUGUCUAUAUAAAAAGAACAAGAAAUUGAUAAAUCAAAAAUAAAAAUUUGGUGACAAAUUAUUCGUCGCAAAACCCUGUAGUGACAAAAAUAUGUCGUCGCUGAAACAUGUUUUGUGAGACAACCUUCCGUCGCGGAAAAUGACAGUGACGGGUUACUUCGUCGCCGAAUCCAUUAUUUGCGAUGGUAUAUUUCGUCGCUGAAUCUUUUCUUCAGCGACGAUCAACAAGGCUUGUCGCAAAUACUUCAUUUUGCGACGGAUGAUUUCGUUGCAGAAAGUUUGCUGUUUUGCGACCAAUGUGGUUUUCAGCGACGACGAAUCAAAUUUUGUUGCCAAUACCCUAGGGCGACGCGGUAUAUGCGACGAAGGGCAAUAGCCUACGGCGACGAAUACAUUCGUCGCAAAGAGGAAUUAGCGACGAUAAUUGUACAUUUAGCGACGAAUAUUUCGUCGCAAAAGGGUAAGUUUCUUGUAGUGUUGAUGUUAUGAUGGUGUGCAUUAUAGGGAGUAGUGUGGUGCUACGAAGAUUUUUGACAAUAGGAAGUUUUACUUCUAUUUCCUCUUGGAUGUGUUGAUAACGUUCACUAUUGAGGUUAGGACAUGUGUGCGGGAGGGACUCUCUCCCAAAAUUUUUUGACUCCAACAACUUUUGCAAAAAGGUGCUCAAAUUUGAAAAAAUGAGCAGUCUCACGUGAAAGGCAACUGGGCAUAGUGUUUGAGUUAAAUUGUCAAGGGGCUUUUCUCUCGGUCUAGCGUGCCAUUUGAGGAUGUGUUUGGAGACCGAAUAGCUUUCUAGUGUCUCGAUCAUCAUUUAUUACUUUCCAUCCCCCAAACACGAUAAGGAGAAAGCUACCUCUGUGGCAAUUCGUCCGUCGUUAAGACGAGGAGUGUAGGCUAGGAAGUGGUGCUUGUUGCAAUGAACCCAACCAUCAUUUCCCCACAUGAGGUUUUGAUAGAGAAGGCAAUGUACUUAUGCUCUUAGCCAGAGGGAGAAAUGCCAUAAUUUGCAAAAUUGAAAAAGUAUGGUGCCAUAUGGGACAAAUUUAAAGUUGAGGCUCAAAAUUUUGAGUUCUUUUUUGAAAAAGUAGGAGUACCACCAUGGAGUCUAUUGCUUUUCAUGUUUUCUUAAGAGUCCCCCGAUGCAUGUGUAAAAUGUCCAGACCUCCUUAGUCGACAAGAUCCUCAUCUGAGAGCGUGUUAUCACGAAGAGAUGGAAGUAGCAUUCUCUCAUCUCUGAUUAUCUUUGAGGUGCUAAGAACGAAUUAUACUACAUACCAUUGUGAAUUUCUUACAUACAUUGCACUUGUGUGAGUUAGGUUUGCUUGAGAAUAAGCAAACAUUCAAGUGUGGGGGAGUUUGAUUCGAGCCAUUUUAUACAUGUUUAUACCUCAUUUACUUGGUUGUUUGGCAUGUUUCGCAUUAUCCUUUGAGCCAUUUUAUGCUAGGUUUGGUCUUGUUUUGGAAUACUUCAGACUUGAGAGGUAGAAUGGGCGAAAGGAUAGAAAGUUGAACGAUAGUUAUCUAAAAGGGGGCCAAAAUAUCAAAGAGGAAUUUCUAGAGAGAGAGGGAUCUAGAGGAAUCUUGGAGAUGAAAUGGAGGCUUUGAUUGAGCUUGGAGUAAGGGAAUCAAGUCUAAGAUGAAGAUCUUGUGCUUCUUGUUGUAUUCUCUCUUCUCUAGGUUGAUGAACGCUAGGUCUAGAUUUCGGUUUGAUUGUUGAUGUAUGUGACAUAUCCUAGGAUUAUGAACUCCUAUUAUCUAUUUGAUUAAUGUUUAUGAUGAAUUGCAUGAGUCUUGACACCACUACAUGUCAAUUGAGCUUUUGACCUAAGAGAGAGAAUAUCCCCUUAGGUUGAAUAGAGCACCUUCAAUCCUUCACUAUGGGUCUUUGAUACAAAAGUAACAAGGUCCACGGUGUCGUAUUAGGGUAGUGACGUGUUGGUCUUACUCAAUCAUGGAAAUUAGCGGUUAACACCUCAAUUGCCUUUGUCGGUUGUUUGGUACGCCUCUCGGGUAGUAUAAUUGAGCGGGGUUGGAUGCACUCAAAUAGGGUUCCAAUCUAUUAUAGUUUUCUCCGUGGUAGCUAGUAAUAUUGAAGCAAAUAAUCUAGGAUAGUACUUGACAUCGGUCCAAAUGACAGAGAUAGGGGGGAUUCAAGCCAAAGAGAGCUCCCAACACUUGUAAUUAACUAGGGUAGUGGUUAGGUGGUAGUGACUUUAGUUUUAUCACUAUUCUUGUUUGGCUAGAAAACAAAACUUAAGUCGAACUAAGGUACAUAUAGAAACGCGUGGUUCGAUAUUUUCAUUACUUGCUUACCCUAUGCUAUACCAAAUCAUGGAGAAUGGUAAUGCUUCCAGGUAUUUUAAUAUACUUAUGUACAUUAUAUUGUUAUUAUUAUAUGUAUUUCGGGUGAAAAUAGUAUUUCUGAUUGUUUGUUAUAAAUAACGUAUUUCUGACGAAUUCAUAUCAUCACAAAAGAAUGUACCGCUUGUCAUAAAAAGUAUUUGUCGUCAUUCUUUGUCAUUUUUUUUUCAUUUUUGAUGUCGUGCUUUAGUGUACUGACGAGAAAAUUGCGUUGGUAAUAAGAGUAUCUUCGACGGGGAGUCAGUUAUAAGUUAUUACUGACGCGGGUUUUCCUGGUGACGACAAACAAGCAUAUGUUGUCCGUAAUAACCAUUUCUGAAGAAAUAUGACUGGUAACUUAUAUAUGCUAGUUAAAGCUAAAUGGAAUUUUUCUGUUUAUUAUUAUUGUCCUUGUGGCAACAACAUAUGCUUAUUAGUACAUAUUUUCCUUGUUUAUGUACAUAUCAUAAACACGAGAAACAAAUAUAAAAAGAUGGUAAGAUAAUUUUGAACUUAAAGUUUUAAAUUUCAAAUACUUAAUCUAUGAUCAAAACAUCUCAACAAACAAAAUCUCAACAAACAACAGAAUUAUUUCAAAUUCAUAGUGCCUCAAAUUUACAAUAAAUCAUUGGAUUUUUAAAUUACAACACUCUUAUUUUUAAAAUCAAUAAAGAAACAAAGCCUGAUUUUUGCGGUUGCCCCUGAAACCUACGGGAAAACAGCGAUUGCAGGCCGCCGAAUUGGACUUUGCUUUUUACAAAUUCGUGGGCCAACUCGUAUCAUCUGGCCGGACUCGGGGCGGAUUCUUUCAUAAUCAAAUUCCGUUUCCAUUCCCGCGGGCGGGGCCAAAUUUGUUCGAAAUGGAGGCAAAUUUUGAAAAUCGGAAAAAACAACACUGGGGCUAAGGAUUAGCGCGCCCAAUCCGUUCACUUCUCCGCCAGCAAAGUAAUUAUCCCUUUUCUCAUUCGCCUUCCCUCGUCGUCGGAGGAGAAGAAAGAAACGAUGGGAGAUUCAAGCCAACUGGAGAAGAUGGGCAGAGAGCUCAAGUGCCCCAUCUGCUUGGGAUUGCUGAAUUCGGCGGUUUCGUUAUCCUGCAAUCACGUGUUCUGCAACUCCUGUAUUUCGCAAUCGAUGAAGUCCCAUUCCAAUUGCCCGGCCUGCAAACUGCCGUAUCGGCGGAGAGAGAUCCGUCCUGCUGCUCAUAUGGAUAACUUAGUGAGCAUAUACAGAAGCAUGGAAGCUGCUUCAGGGUUCAAUAUAUUUGUGACUCAGACGGCUCCAACAGCCAAAUCUCCAGAUAAAGUAAAGAAAUUUGGAGGUAACGCAAUUAGUGGCGGAGAAGAUACUCAUGUUGUUCGUGAGGAAAAAGUCGGGGACCGAAACCCUAGAAAAGGUAAAGGGUCAAAGAAAAGUACCAGAAAGAAGCAGGAGGUUUCUGCUCCUACAACUGCAAAGCCUUCUUUCCCUACCAAGAAGAGAGUUCAAGUGCCGCAGUAUCCUCUUUCUCAAACCCUAAUCAGGGGUGAGAAAUUCCACACUGGAUCGGGUGUAAAUGUUGAUCAUAUUGGUAAGAGCAAUCCAAUGGUCUCAAAUGAGAAAGCUGCUACCAUUGAAAAUGGUGAGCUGGUGCUUUCACCACUCUUCUGGUUGAGGGAUGAAAGCCCUGAGAGGUCGAUUGCACCUGUUGACGAUGAUGAGUUUCUUAGUUUAACGUCUCUAAGUACUCCGCGGUUUAGUGACAUAAAGGCCUCAAGUGACAGUGAAUCUGGAAGUUUGUCGCCAACUGGAGAAGUUGCUCGAAGUUCAGAUUUUGCUGAUGAUUCUGAAAGUGAGCUGUUUAGAUGCACACAAAAACCUAGCCCAGCUGAUAUUUUCUCGACUCCCCUCGAGAUGCAGGGUGAGCAAAUUGACAAAGUUGAUCCAUCUCACAAGGGAUCAAAUAAGGAUUUGAAGACUGCAUCCUGGCCAGGAGAAGACAAUAUAUUUAUCCCAUCAGUUAAUAGAAAACCCACUAAGAGGCUAGGAGGUGCUGGGGGAAUUUUGAGAAGAUGUACUAAAAUGAAUGGUGGUACGAGUUUGAAUAAGCUUGGUGCUCCAGCUUUGGAAUCUGGCAAGCUUGGUCGAAGAAAAGCAUUUGUUAGAAAGAAUGUUUCCUUAAACUUGGAAAGGCCCGAGAAGACUAAUCUCGGUACUUCUGCAGAUGAGUCAGAACUUGGAAAUAAUCCAGUUGUUGCAGAAGAAGCUGUCAGCCUAGCUGAUGACCAUCUGUUGGAUGGAUGGGGUACUUCAAUUAGUCAAACCCAAGUUAGUGAUAGACAUAAUCAAACCAAGAAAACUAGAAAAGUAAGUAGAGAAAGGAUUUGCCAAUCAGAUCGCUCCACAAGGUUGAAAAAGCAGAAGCUUGAGUCUGAAGAAAUUAUUAUGGCAGUUGAAGUUUGUGAAAACAGCAACAAACUGGAUCAAGAGAAACCACGCCAUGCAUCCUUUUCAACAGUGCAUGGAAUUGGCAAGACGAGUGUUGCAGAUGUGAACCAGAAAUCGGUUAAGCAUGGUAAAAUGUUAGUUAAUCAGGAGUAUCAUACCCAGAUAUCUGAAAGGAAAACACAAUGCCUUGAAGUGGUUCAAGAUAAUCGCAGAGGCAGAAAGAGGAAAAUAAAUGAGACAGAACUCAGAGAUGGUACUAUUUUUGGUUCUGAAGGAACUGUGAAGCUAGCUGGUGAGGCAAUGGUUAAUAAAUUGCCCUCUUCCUUAACUGAAAGCAAAGGGUCCUACGAUCAGGUGAAGAGAACUGUAAAAAUGUCGUGGAAGGAUACCUGCAAAACUGAUUGCUCUUUGAAGUUUAAGAAACUUGAGAAGGAUUGUGACGAAGUCAAGCAGGCCACUAAUGAAUGCACAGAGAAAAGGGGAUUUCAUGAUGAUAAAAAGCCUCAAGAACUCUCUUCCAAAGUUCUUGCAUUUCAUGAGAAAAGUAUUUCUGAUGUGAACAAGAAAACGAUUAAACAUGGCGAACCACAAAGCAACAAAUUGGUUCAAGACUACUGCAGGGGCAGUGUUGUUAAACAGGAAAUCUUACAAUGUGCUUUCUGCCAUUCUCCAAAAAUCUCGGAGGCUUCAGGCGAGAUAGUACACUAUCUCAAUGGUAGGCCUGUAGCUGCAGAUCAAGUUGGUCAGUCCAAGGUCAUACAUUGCCAUAAAAGCUGCGCAGAAUGGGCACCUAAUGUCUACUUUGAGGACGAUGUAGCUGUUAAUCUUGAAGCUGAAUUAGCUAGAAGUAGAAGAAUAAAAUGCAGUUGCUGUGGGCUCAAGGGUGCUGCUCUUGGAUGUUAUGAUAAAAGUUGUCGCAAGAGUUUCCAUGUCCCGUGUGCCAAGAUGACCCCUGAAUGUCGUUGGGAUACUGAGAACUUUGUCAUGCUGUGUCCUAAUCAUUAUUCUGUUAAGCUACCCAAUGAAGAGCAAGGUUCUCAAUUGAGAAAUGCAGAUCACUGCCGUGAAAGACCAAAAUCAACCAAGUGUAAACAAGUGUUUGACGGGGGUUUCAGCAGAUCUCGCAGUUCUGAUUCUUACUUCAUAACUGACAAGUUGGUUCUUUGCUGCUCAGCUCUCACAGAUGCAGGAAGGGAAACUGUAGCAGAGUUUGAGAGAGUAUCUGGAGCCAAAAUCCUGAAGAAGUUCGAUUCUAGUGUUACCCAUGUCAUUGCUUCAAAGGAUACAAACGGAGCAUGCAAAAGGACUGUGAAAACCUUAAUGGGUAUUUUGUUUGGGAAGUGGAUCCUCAGCAUUGACUGGAUUAGGGCCUGUAUGACUACCAAGAAAAUUGUUCAGGAGGAGUCAUAUGAAAUUAACGUCGACAUUCAUGGCACUAAAAAUGGUCCUCGACUUGGAAGGCUCAGAGUUCUUAACAAGCAACCAAAGAUUCUUGAUGGGUUCAAGUUCUACUUCAUGGGAGACUUCAUAGAUUCUUACAAGGGAUAUCUACAAGAGCUAAUCACUGUCGCUGGAGGCAACAUUUUACACAGAAAGCCAGUUCCCGAAGUCUCAGAAACCUCUUCUCCUUCGUCAACCUUGGUCAUCUACAACUUGCAGCUCGCUGAAAAAGGUGACACGAGGAAGAAAGAUUCCAUUCUCACCCAGAGGCGAACCAAUGCAAAGGUGUUGGCUGGCUCUGCAGGAGCCAUAGCAGUGAGCAACUUAUGGGUUCUGGACUCAAUUGCUGCCAGCCAACUUCAACCUUUUCUCUGAAUGAGAAGUUACAUAAUGGGUCUUAGUUAUUCUGGGGUCUCUUUUAAAGAGGACUUAAUCUGUACAAAAAUGAAAGAACUGUCCAUUC
Linum trigynum is the source of this 6751-nucleotide messenger RNA. Lineage: Eukaryota; Viridiplantae; Streptophyta; Magnoliopsida; Malpighiales; Linaceae. The record is from the annotation of a GenBank genome assembly.